Molecule: messenger RNA, 1221 nt
Organism: Metarhizium acridum CQMa 102
Lineage: Eukaryota; Fungi; Ascomycota; Sordariomycetes; Hypocreales; Clavicipitaceae
Molecular function (GO): toxin activity
Source: RefSeq, a predicted model, not a curated record
AUGAUCAAUGUCAAUGAGGCUCUGCCCGGGCAUCAGUACCCAAGACAGGAGGAGGCCAGCGCCUUGGGCAGCAUUCCGUGGAGUGCCGUUGAGGGAUGGCUUCUCCUUGAAGACGAUGCUGAAUUCGAGUCCAGCGAGGCAAUUUUGGAUGACGAGUCGGAAGCCAAAUUGACAGCGCGAUAUCAGUCUGAAUUCGCCGCCCAGUUCGUGGCCAACCGGCAAUACGACGACAGCGGGCUCGGGCCCCCUGCCACGCAGACUCGAGCCGAUCCUGAAGUCGCGAUUCUGGCAGCUCAAAACCCAGAUGUGUCACAGCUGCAGAAUGAUGCGACUAGGUUUAUGAAGACACAUGCUGCGCCCAUCGGGUGGACUGAGAACCAAGCGUUCCCGUACAGGCCAGGGCCGCCGCCGCCAAGGGACGGACCGAUGGAUUGGCAGGACAUUGACCUCUCGGAUAUCUCAGAUGUUAAAAUGGAAGACUUGUCCGAGCGCCGAUACGACAAUCUGAACUGCCCGCAAAUUGCUCUUGCGAUAGGACUUACACUUCUCCAGUCCAAGGGGCCGAACUCGAAGAGAUCUCUGUCUACCAAAUGUGACCAGGUCCGAGAUCUCCUCCGUCGGGUCAGACCCGAGGGCGCCCGGCGAGCGAAGCCCCCGGGUCCGGCCAAGAUUGUCUUUUACGGCGAUUUCCUCUGGCCGCAGGAAGCUAAGAAGACUUAUCUCCUCUUCGGAGCUGCGGCCAAGGACAACGCAGCAAAGACUUCGAAGGCAACCAACGGCUUCCACGGCAUUGUAUAUGCCGUCCACGCCUCGUCCAACAUGCUCCUUUCCGACAAGAAUGACUUGAUUCAGAAGAACGAGGACUACGACCCCAAGCUCAACGACCUCACUACCACCGGUCGGAUCCCGGACUUGACUCUGCCUCAGACGCUGAUGCAGGUCAUGGACAAGAACGGAAAGGAGGUUGGCUGGCAAGGCAGCUUCCCCCUUUUUGGUACUCAACGCAUCACGGGCCCGGCGUCCAAGGCGGCCAAGGAGGCCAAGACGGUGGCGCCGUUUCAUGAGCUGAGCUUCUGGCAGAAGGUAGGCCACGUGAUGAAGUCGCAUGCCUUGGCUCUCGCCUUGCUGCCCGCCGUCUUCGUCGCCAAGUUUAUCCCGGGUUUGGGAGAAGUAGCUGAUGCGGCCGAACUUGCCGCGCUCUCUGCCGACGCCGUGGAUUGA